Messenger RNA from Dicentrarchus labrax (European seabass), 4783 nucleotides. Its product is annotated as trichohyalin. The coding region runs from base 154 to 4110 and encodes 1318 amino acids. Gene Ontology annotation, cellular component: intracellular membrane-bounded organelle. Lineage: Eukaryota; Metazoa; Chordata; Actinopteri; Moronidae. Gene Ontology annotation, biological process: regulated exocytosis. The transcript has 6 exons. Gene Ontology annotation, molecular function: small GTPase binding. The record is from RefSeq and is a predicted model, not a curated record.
UGUUUCCUCAAGUUCAACCAAGCUCACGGGAAAACUUUUCCUCUCUCCUGUCCACUAUCACGCUGAACACCCAGCAGACACGGCCGCGUUUGAGUGUGUUUUUGGAUUUAAUUUUUAUUGCGCGCAGUUAAUCCGGCAACAAGUGGUGUCAGCAUGUCCCUGGCGGAUCAGCAGUGGUGUCCCACAAGCGUCCAGGUAACGGUGCUCCAAGCCAGAGGCCUCAGGAUUAAGGGGAAAAGCGGCACUAACGAUGCGUACGCGGUCAUGCAAGUGGGCAAGGAGAAGUAUCAGACCUCGGUGGUGGAGAAGAGCGUGGCACCGGUGUGGAAGGAGGAGGCCGCUUUCGACCUGCCGCCGCUGUUGCAACAGGGCAGCGGGGGAGGAGGAGGAGGAGGAGGAGGAGGAAGAGGUACGGAGCGAUCCACCCUGCACGUCCAGGUUUUGCACCGGGCCCUGGUGGGUCCAGACAAACUGCUGGGACAGGCUGUCAUCAACCUCCUGCAGCUCAGUGAGGACAAAAGCCGCAACAAGACCGAAUGGUUUAAGUUGCUAGACAAGACUGGCAAGGCAGACAAAGACAGAGGAGAGGUGCUUGUCGAUAUCCAGUUCAUGAGAAACAACAUGACCGCCAGCAUGUUUGACCUCUCUGGUGCCGGCAAAUCCAGGUCUCGCCUGGGCAAGUUCAAGGACAAAGUUCGUGGCAAGAAAAAGGAAUCCGAUGCUGCAUCCACUGUGGUGCCAUCCUUCACUCAGGUCCUUACAGACAGCGAGGAGGACGGAAACGGGGAGGGUGAGGUAGCUACGGGCAAGGACGAGAAAAAGAAGAAACUCAAGAUGAAGUCUUUGUUUUCUACCAAGUCUAACCUGCAGAGGAACAUGUCUCAGUCUAUGUCUGUUUUGCCUGCAAAGAACUCCCCGCUGAGCGGCAGCCAGUCCUCUGGUCUAAAUGUGGAUUCUUUCGAAGGUAAAAAGAAGUUCAAGUUCAUGAUACACAAACGUUCAGGCAGCUCAGACAGCAAAGAUUCCUCCUCUGGUCACCAAAAACAUGGCGCUGCAGAACAGAGUAACUUGUGCAUCAAUGGCAGUCAUGUAUACUGUGAAGAACCACCGCCACGGACCUCUCGCAUCGGCUCCAACUUCAGUUUGGCCAGUUCAGGCCACGGAUCCAUGGAAGAUGUCCCCGAAAGCUCUCCUCCAUCUGUUGAUUCGCUGAGGGCAGUGAGACAAUAUUCACCUUGGACAGAGGAGGAGGAGGAGGAGGAGAAGGAAGAAACGGCUGAAACGGCUGAAGUAGAAAAUAUAAAAGAGGACGUGGGUGAACGUAGAAGGGAGGAAGAGAAAAGGAUUAGGAUGGAGGAGGAGAGGAGGAGAAAAGAAGAGGAAGAGGAGAGGGUUAGGAGACAAGAAGUUGAGAGGUUGGCUGUAGAGAAGAGGCGACUAGAGGAAGAAGAAAGGAGAAUUGAAGAAGAAGAAGAAAAAAGGCAAAGGGAAGAGGAAAGGGCUCAGGAAGAGGAAGAGCGUAAAUUAGCAGCAGAAAAGAGGAGACUGGAAGAAGAAAGAAGGAUGGAAGAAGAGAAAGUUAGACUGGAGGAAGAGGAGAGAAGGAGGGAGGAGGAAGAGAGGGCUCAAGAGAGGAGGAGACAGGAGGAAGAGGAGAGGAGGAGACAGGAGGAAGAGGAGAGGGUUAGGAAACAAGAAGAAGAGCUUGAAAGAUUAGCAGAGGAAAAGAGGAGACUAGAGGAACAACAAAGAAUGAGAAUUGAGGAAGAAGAAAAAAGGCAAAGAGAGGAAGAGGAAAGGAUUAGGAUGGAGGAGGAGAAGGCUCAGGAAGAGAGGAAGAGACAAGAGGAAGAGGAGAGGAUUAGGAGACAAGAAGAGCUUGAAAGAUUAGCAGAGGAAAAGAGGAGACUAGAGGAACAACAAAGAAUGAGAAUUGAGGAAGAAGAAAAAAGGCAAAGAGAGGAAGAGGAAAGGAUUAGGAUGGAGGAGGAGAGGGCUCAGGAGGAGAGGAGGAGACAGGAGGAGGAGGAGAGGGCUAGGAGACAGGAAGAACGUAGAGUAGAAGAGGAAAAGAUUAGACUGGAGGAAGAAGAAAGAAGGUUUGAAGAAGAGAAAGUUAGAAAGGAAGAAGAGAGGAUUAGGAGGGAGGAGGAGAGGGCCCAGGAAGAGAGGAGACGAGAGGAAGAGGAGAUGGAGCAUGAGAAAAAGAGAAAGCUAGAGGAACAAGAAAGGAGGCAAGGGGAGGAGAAAGCUAGAAGGGAAAAGGAAGAAUAUGAGAGAUUGGCAGAGGAAAAGCAUAAACAAGAGGAGGAAGAAAGGAAAAGGGUUGAGGUAGAGGAGAAAAUUAGACAGGAGGAAGAGGAAAGGGCAAGGGUGGAGAAGGAGAGGAGGAGGAAAGAAGAAGAAGAGGAGAAGGUUAGGAGACAAAAAGAACAUGAGAAGUUAGCAGAGGAAAAGAGACUAGAAGAACUAGAAAGAAGGAGAAUUGAGGAAGAAGAAAAAAGGCAAAGGGAGGAAGAGGAAAUUAUUAGGAAAGAGGAGAGGAAACAAAAGGAAGAAGAGAGGGCUAGGAAAGAAAAGGAAGAACAUGAGAGGAGAAGAAUCGAGGAGGAGGAAAGAAUUAGAAAGGAAGAGCAGGAACAGAUAAGAGUGGAGGAAGAGAGAAGGAGGAGACAAGAGGAAGAAGAAAAGAGGAUUAUUGAGGAAGAGGAGAAAAUUAGGAGGGAAGAUAAAGCUGAAAAGGAGAGGAAAGAAGAGGAGGCCAGGAAGCUGGAGAAGGAGAAGUUAACAAGAGAUGCAGAAGAACAGAAGAGAAAGAAUGAAACAAAACAGAAACCUGCAGGGAUGAAGUCUAAAGUGGAGAGCCCUGCAGAAGUCACCUCUACCAAUCCAUUUGAAGACUUUUCAAAUAAUCCCUUUGAGGAUGCUGCUGAAGUAUCAACUGUCCAACAAAGGAAUCAAUCUGCUGCGUCAUCAAAGGGAAGUAAGACUGCUUCCACUGAAGAAAAGGAUCUUAGUAGUGCUCAACGAAAGAAGCUACCGGCUCCUAAGCCUCCAGGAAGAAAUCCAGCUGAGAGACAGACUCAGAGGGAGCAGGACGGAUCUACGCGACAUCUGGCACAAAUUAACAAGCAGAGCAAAGACAAAGACGUCAAAACCAUCAGCGUUCCCCCUCGGCGCUCUGUGCAAAUGAUCGCUCCUCUGAGUAGGUCUCCCAAAGAUGCAAAGAACACCCAGAGCUUGACUCAGAGUAUUGCAACCAAAGAAACAACAAAUGUUGCCAAACACAGUAAACGUCUUGCACCGACUAGACCUCGUUCUGUGGAAGAAGGGCCAUCCUCUGAACCUAAAACGGCCUCUUCUUCAGGUGGCAAAGAACGUGUCUCGGAGGCAAAACAAGAGAUUGUUUAUGGCUUGAAUCCAUUUGAAGACGAUGAAGAUGAAAAUGAAAAUGAGCUCACAGCCCAAGAUGAUACAACAACUAAUACUGGUCCGCUACAGUGGCCUCCAGCCGUGUCUCAGGGUGCUGAUACAGAUGCCUCCUCUCAGGCAAAAAUCAAAUCCUCAAAGAUGGCCCAUGCUCCCCCGCUUCCUGGAAAGAAAGCUGCCACGUCGGCCAGUUCAAUGAACCAAAGCACUGAGGAAAGCCAUGUUACAGAUAACAGUGUAACGCACCCAUGUGACCCGAACCAUGUCCAAGAGAGUCCACCACAAGAGUCCCAGCCAGUGCAGAGUGCUGGGGAGGAGGCAGGUGGGAAGAAAGAGGGGCCUCCUACAACUUCACGCAGGCUUCAACCUGUAAAACCCCUUAAUCCUCUGGGACAGCAGUCUCUCUCAGUUGUUCAAGGGGAAAGGGAUAACAAAUCCACAGAAAUCCUUUGUGAACUUCAGGAGAAAACCAAGGUUAAUGACACUGAGCUGAAAGGGCCGUACUCCCAGCUGACUCGAGAGGAACUCAUCUCUCUGGUGCUUAAACAGGAAAAGCAGCUGUCAGAGAAAGACAAAAAGAUAUCAGAGCUGGAGCAGUACAUUGACAACUUGCUUGUGCGUGUCAUAGAAGAGCAACCGAGUAUUCUCAUGUCCAUGAACUCUCUGAAGAAACCUGUCUAGGUGGAUGCACAGCUGACACUUUAUUUCCAGUGUAAAAGCUUAGGUUGACAAGGUUUGAACAGUUUAGAGUUCAAAUUUCAACAAAUUGGCAAAUGAAUGAUGAAGAUUGAAAUAUAUUUUGUAAAAUAAAUCUUGCAGUGGCUGUUGCAGCUUUCAGCUUUAAGUCAACCUAAGUAGAAAUAUAUAUAUAUAUAUAUAUAUAUAUAUAUAUAUAUAUUUUAGCAAUUUCUGACACUUUACUACAGUACGUAAAUGUGUGACACUGAAACAACCUCUUUUUAUGCAUUUGUGGUGAAUAUUUUCACGUUGAGCAUAAAAUUCUGUCCAAAAAUGACUGAUAAAUGUCAAAUGUUGCCAACAUGUCAAACUUAAUCACUGUAUAUGGUAGAAAAUAAAUAAAUAAAAUGCAACUGUUAGCUUCCUAUCCCCUGGAGAUAUCUCCAGCGUGAAGAAGAGCCUUAUUUUACCGUCAAAAACUAUGCACUAGUAUUUAGAUAGAUGUUUCUUGCUCUCGUACUGAAUGUCAAAGUUUACAUGAUUCUACUAACCCCCAAAGGCACUUUACUCAGCUUACACUAUUAACAUGAUGUACACUGAAUUACUGAACUGUACUGAGGUUACUGCAUUAUGGUCUUAAAAUAUGCAUAAUAAAAUAAACUUUGUUCUGAUAAAA